AUCAAUCAAACCCACAAAAACAAAGAAAUUUUCAGCACCAAAAAUAAAAAAAAAAUAAAAAACUCGCUCAGCUUCAGGCCACAUUUUCACAACUACGAGAAUAUGGCCUAUGGAUUCAUCCCCAACACCCUUCCUUUGCUCAUAAUUCUUCUCACUCUCUUCAUAACCUGCCUGCUCAUCAAACUCGCUAGACGCCGAAGCGACUCCGACGUCAGCCACAUUCGACUGAAGCUCCCGCCGGGCUCAAUGGGCUGGCCUCUCAUCGGCGAGACCCUCCAGCUCUACUCCCAAGAUCCCACCCGUUUCUUCUCCAACAAACAGAAACGGCACGGCGAGAUCUUCAAAACGCACAUCUUGGGCUGCCCUUGCGUCAUGCUCGCCAGCCCGGACGCUGCCCGCUUCGUCCUCGUAACCCAAUCUCACCUCUUCAAGCCCACUUACCCCAAGUCCAAAGAACGCCUGAUUGGGCCCUCGGCCCUGUUCUUCCACCAGGGCGAUUACCACGCCCGCCUCCGCCAGCUCGUCCAGCGCGCCCUCUCCCUCGACGCCAUCCGCAGCCUGGCCGGCGACGUCUCCGCCCUGGCCGCCUCCGCCUUGGAAUCUUGGGACGGCGGCCACGUCAUCAACACCUUCGAAGAGCUCAAAAAGUUGUCCUUCGAGGUUGGGAUCCUGGCGGUUUUCGGACACCUGGAAGCCCAUUACAGGAUAGAGUUAAAAAAGAAUUACGGCAUCGUCGAAAAAGGCUACAAUUCCUUUCCCACCACCAUGCCUGGAACUCCCUACAAGAGGGCUCUUACGGCUCGGAGGAAGCUGAGUGAGAUAUUGGGGGACAUAAUCAGCGAGAGGAAAGAGAAGAAGCUGUUGGAGAACGACAUGUUGGGUUGUCUGCUCAACUCCAAGGACUACAAAGGGCAGUUGUUGACGGACGAGCAGGUCGCCGACAACAUCAUCGGAGCUCUGUUCGCCGCACAGGACACGACGGCCAGCGCCAUGACGUGGAUUGUCAAGUACCUCCACGACAACCCGAAGCUUCUCGACGCUGUCAAGGCCGAACAGAAGGCGAUUCAAGAGGUGAAUGAAAGAGACGGCACUAAUAGUGAGUCGACGCUGACCUGGAGUCAAACUCGUCACAAUAUGCCAUUCACUCACAAGGUGGUUUCAGAGAGCUUGAGGAUGGCAAGCAUUAUUGCUUUCACGUUUAGAGAAGCCGUGGCCGAUGUAGAAUACAAAGGGUACCUUAUUCCAAAGGGUUGGAAGGUGAUGCCUUUGUUCAGGAACAUUCAUCACAAUCCAGAAUACUUCAGUGACCCCCAUAAAUUUGAUCCUUCAAGAUUUGAGGUGGCACCAAAGCCCAAUACGUUCAUGCCAUUUGGCAAUGGGGUACAUGCCUGCCCUGGGAAUGAGCUUGCCAAGCUGGAGAUGCUUACCAUGAUCCACCAUUUGGUCACCAAGUUCAGGUAAAUAUAUAUUACUAAUAUGAAGAAACAAAAAAUAAAAAUAUCUUUCUGGGUUUUUUUUCUUUUUGUAUGGUAGAGUAAAAUUAGAUGUGGGGAUCUUGGAGAAUAUUUCUCAGCCAACAAAAAAAUUGGGGGGACGAAAUUGAAAGGAAUAAUAUUUUGAUUUGUCAUUUUCUUUUGUUUGGUCUAUAAUUAAUCUUCUGAUGGUCCAAUUGAUUGAAUAUAUUGCAGGUGGGAAGUGGUAGGAUCUGAGAGUGGGACGCAGAACUGCCCAUUUCCAGUGCCAAUGAAUGGACUCCCAGCAAGAUAUUGGAAACAAGUCCCCAGCAGCUAGGCCUAGCUAGGUUUAAGAUAUAUAGUAGAGAAUGAGUAUCAUCAAUUUGGGUUACAAUUUACCCAUAUAAUUAGCUUAAUCUUAGCUAUUAUGUUCUUCUUUGUACCCAAUCUUUGGCCCCAAUUUUGGCCAUAAUCAAUGCCUGAUCCAGUUAAUUGGGGGAAAACCCCCUAUUAGGGAAUGCUAAGAUGAGUGUUUCCCAGCCAAGCCCAUACCCUUUUUCAUCGGCUGCAUUUUCCCAUGUGAUUAUAAAAAGUUCAAUUAUAAAUUCUAGUGUAGUUGUUCAACCGAAGCCCUU
Molecule: messenger RNA, 2089 nt
Organism: Linum tenue
Lineage: Eukaryota; Viridiplantae; Streptophyta; Magnoliopsida; Malpighiales; Linaceae
Source: the annotation of a GenBank genome assembly